Apus apus (common swift) is the source of this 6187-nucleotide messenger RNA. RefSeq names its product poly(ADP-ribose) polymerase family member 14 (gene PARP14). The transcript has 19 exons. Bases 22 to 5727 code for a protein of 1901 amino acids. Gene Ontology annotation, biological process: negative regulation of gene expression. The record is from RefSeq and is a predicted model, not a curated record. Lineage: Eukaryota; Metazoa; Chordata; Aves; Apodiformes; Apodidae. Gene Ontology annotation, cellular component: nucleus; cytoplasm. Gene Ontology annotation, molecular function: transcription corepressor activity; NAD+ poly-ADP-ribosyltransferase activity.
GGCGGUGCGGGGCGAGCGGCCAUGGCGGGGCAGCGGCCGCAGCGCUGCCCGCUCCUGGUGCGCGGCCCCUGGGGCGCCGCCGGGCCGCCGCCUGCCCUCGGCAAGAAGCUGCUCUGCUACUUCCAGAGCCAGAAGCGAUCGGGCGGCGGCGAGUGCGAGCUGCAGCCCGGCAGCGGGGACGGGCAGGUCCUCGUCUGCUUCGCGCAGCCCGAGGUGCGGCAGCGGGUGCUCGACCGGCGGAACCAUGAGCUCGACUGCGGGCCCCGAGGGCGGCUGUCGCUGCUGGUCACCGAGCUGCCCGCGGACGCCCACCCCGCGCAGGAGGUGGGACGGGCCGGCGCGGCCGAGGCGCAAGUUAAUGAACCCCAGGUGUCCCUUCUCACCUGCCAGGAUAAGGAGGACUCUGUGCACACUCAGCAGAAGACAGAAUAUUGUGAGAAAUUUGAAGCAGAAGAAACAGCCUCUAUGAAAUCUAUCAUAGUAACUACUGCUUCUGGGGAGGAAAUAGAAGAUGAGAUUGUGGAAAUGUACUUUGAAAAUAAAGAUAAGUCUGGUGGGGGGUUAAUCAAGACCUACGUCAAGAAGGAUCAGCAAAUGAUCAUCACCUUUAAGGAUGAGAAAGAUGCCCAAGAAGUUCUGCAAAGGAAGCAUCACUCAGUGACGAAAAUUGAUCUGGUUGUGAAGCCAUGGCAAGUGGAAACUCUCCAAGACCUGUGCCAAGUGGAGGACCCUCAAGAAUCCCUGCUCUCCACCACAGUUGUGCUUGAAAAUAUACAGGAGACAGUAAAAGCUUACAUGUUAACUAUGCUGGUGGAGAACAUCAGUGGCUUGUCAGGGGAAGAUGAUGACUUCAGUGUGGAAAUGAUACCUGAAAUGCGUGCUGCUGCAGUUACUUUUACUGGCAAUAUUGAUGUACGGGAAUUUGCUGAAAAGCUUAAUAAAGACAAGAGAGCAAAGCAGCAAAAUAUUACUGCACGGUGCCUUGAGCUAACAAAAAGCAUUAGGGCUGAAAAUAUACCCCCUCACACACCCAGUGACUAUAUAACCAUCUACUUUGAGAACAAGAAGAACGGAGGUGCGCAAGUGGUGAAUGUUCAGCAGCUGCCAGAUGAAGAUGCAGCUAUCGUUACAUUCAGUGACCACAAAGAUGUAACCAAUAUCUUGGCAAAGCAGCAUUCACUCAACAAAACACCAAUCUCUGUCUAUCCUUAUUACCUCUCAUUGGGAACAGCUCUGUAUGGAAAGGAAGGGCCACAAAUUAAGAAGCCAGAUCCGAUUACAAAGCCUCUGGACCCGUAUAUUUGGCAUUACUUGCAGAGAAACAACAGGCUAGUUGAGGCAAUAAGUUGUGAAAUGGCAAAGUGUAAUUGUGAGCUGAUGUGGCCUGAACCAAACUGUGCAGAUCCAAAAGUUAUUUUGCAUCCUUCAGCUGCUCUGUUUGAGCAGAAGAGAUUAGCAUAUCGAUUGAUCAAGACAUGGAAUGAAGAUGUUUCCACAGCGUUUUCCCAUAACAUAUCCAAGUACAAAGCAAUUAAAUGUCAAGUAAGUGCAGAGGUGUGGGAAGCCAUUAGAAACAGCUUCACACAUGAUGAAGUUCUGAUAAUCCCAUGUAUCUCCAAGGAUUUACUUGUUCUAGUAGGUGAAAAAGAAGUUGUGAAGAAUGUUGGACAAAACCUGGCAUGUCUGAUAGAAAAGACCACCAGAGAAAUUGAAAGAGAAAAGCUAAGAACUGAAGGAAUGGUACUACUGGGUACAGGAGAAUAUGCAAUUUUGCAGAGUACUGGUCUUGAAGAAAAAGUUCGUACAGAGUUCCCAGCCCUGCAGUUAACUUAUGAUCAUUUUCAGAAGGUAAUUAACCUGUGUGGGGUCCCUGAGGAAGUUUAUAAAGUAAAAGGAGAAAUAUUAGAUAGUUUACGCAAAAUGGUAAAGAAAACACUUAAUAUCCCCCCUUACAUUUUCCAGUUUUUAAAGCAUAUUGAUAAUGAAACCCUGUCACAGAGCCUGUUUAUAUCAAAACAAAUUAAUGCCUUUUUUGAGCUUGGCACAGAGGCUAUAAUCUUGAAAGGGAAUUCUUCUGAAGAUCUCCUAAAGGCAGAAGAAGAAAUAAAGAACGGGCUGGACCACAAAAGCAUUAUAUUGGAGGACGAGUCAGUCCUCCAGAAGGAGGAAUGGAGGAUGCUUACCCAGGAGCACUGGUCUAAUGAAGCUGUAACAGUCACUCAGGCAGAGAGUCAGGUCAUCAUUGCUGGUUGUUCUCAAGCAGUAGCGAGAGCAUUUGAGGAACUUGGUAACUUUAUAGAUGAAAACACGCAAGUACAAAAGGUUAUUGGAGGAAAGCCUGUGGCAGUCAUAAUGUUUUUUGAGAAAGAGAAGACAGGUGUUUGGGCUGAUUUACAGAGUAGAGGUGUGAAAGUUGACUUUAACGCACAGAAUAAAUGUAGAGUUAUAUCCUUGAGUGGGCCAAGAAGAGAAGUGCUGAAGGGAGUCACCUUAGUUGGGCAAAUCCUGUCUGGCCUGCAUUUCAAGCGUGUGAUAAUUACAGAGCCAGGAGCUAGGUCAUAUUUCAAAGAGCAAGAACACUUUUUUGUCACCAGAGCAAAACAAGACUUUAAGUGUUUAGUCAGGUUGGAAGAGUCAGAUGAACAGAUGGAAGAACAUCAAGAAUAUAGUGUUACAGGCAAGCCCUGUGGGCAGGUGACCGUAGGUAGGACUAUAAUAGCAGUGUAUAAUGGUAACUUGUGUAAUUACCCAGUUGAUGUUGUGGUCAAUGCAUCUAAUGAAGACUUGCAACACAUUGGUGGCCUUGCUGAGGCACUGUUGAAAGCAGCUGGCCCAGAGCUGCAAGAGGAGUGCAACGAGCUGGUGAGGAAGAAAGGGCGUUUCCAGCCGGGGUGUGCGGUCAUCACGGGCGCUGGGAAGCUGCCCUGCAAGAGUGUCAUUCAUGCUGUUGGGCCCAGGUGGGUGAAGCAUGAAGCAGACAAGUGCUUGUACUUGUUAAAAAAGGCAGUGAAGAAAAGUCUACAGCUGGCUGAAGCAUACAAUUACUGCUCCAUUGCUCUGCCCGCUAUAAGCGGAGGGAUUUUUGGCUUCCCGCUGCAGAUCUGUACACGUUCAAUUGUAUCCUCCGUCAAGGAGACCUUGGAAGAAUCUAUGGGAGACAGCAGCUUGAAGGAGGUUCAUCUCGUGGAUAUUGCACAGGAUAACAUUGAGGCUUUCAACAAGGCACUGAGAGAAGUGUUUUCACCUUUCCCCAUGUCACUGCGUCAGGUCACUUUAGUUCGUCAGCCAAAGAAAAGCAGGACUUCUCAAAGCACCAACAACUUCCCAGUUUUGACAACUGAGGAGGGCCUUGACAUCGUGCUGAAAAGAGGAAGCAUUGAAGAUGCCACAACUGACAUUGUUGUUGUCAGUGUUGGCAAAGAUCUCCGGCUUGAUGCAGGACCACUCUGUAAAGCUUUGCUAAGCAAGGCAGGGUCAAAGCUUCAGAUGAGCUUAGAAGAAGAAGGCCGAGGAAAAGCAAUUGAGGAAGGAUGUGUUUUGAAAACAAAAGGUUACAAUCUAGACUGCAGUGUUGUGCUUCAUGCUGUGGUACCAUCGUUCCAGAGAAGCUCAUCUCGAAAGAUCUUGUGCAGCAUCAUCACAAGAUGCCUGCAGAUUGCUGAGGAGCUGUCUUUGAAGUCAAUUACUUUCCCAGCGAUUGGGACAGGGCGUUUAGGAUUCCCAAAGUUUGCUGUUGCUAAGUUGCUGUUUGACAAAGUGUUUGAAUUCAGUAGUAAAAUGAGAGUCAGUUCUCUUGAGGAAGUUCACUUUCUGUUGUAUCCAAAAGACACAGAUUGUAUCCAGGAGUUUUCAAAUGAACUUGAAAGCAGACUUGGAAAUACUGUAAAUACUAAGGUGAAGAAGACUUCUCCAGACAAGGCUAGCCAAGGCACAGCUUCCUCGGGUACCUCUUCAACGGCAGCACAGGGUGUACACGAAGUGACGAUUGGCUCCGUCGUGUUCCAGGUGGCAGAGGGUGAUAUUACCAAGGAAGAGACAGAUGUCAUUGUAAACGUAACAAACCAAACCUUCAACCUCAAAACAGGUGUCUCUAAAGCAAUUCUGAGUGGUGCUGGAAAAGAAGUUGAAAUGGAAUGUGCUCAACUAGGUGCACAACCUAACAUGACCUAUAUCACCACCCAAGCAGGAAACCUGCCAUGCAAAAAAAUAAUUCAUUUUGUUGCCCAAAAUGAUAUCAAGGUGCUAGUCUCCACAGUGCUUCAGGAGUGUGAAUCACAGCAGUACACCUCUGUCACCUUCCCAGCAAUUGGAACAGGUGAGGCAGGCCGUGAUCCUGCUGCAGUGGCUGAUGACAUGAUAGAUGCAGUAACUGAUUUUGCAAAAAAUAACUCUGCUCCCUCUGUGAAAACUGUCAAGAUUGUCAUCUUUCAGCCACAUCUUCUGAGCGUGUUCCACAAAAGCAUGCAGAAAAAAGAAAGUUAUGCUAAAACAGUAGCCAGAUCAAUCCUUUCCAAGAUAACAUCAUUUUUGAGCCCGGAGAAACCUUCUCCAAAGGAAAAACCCAAAGCAAUCUUGGAAAAGAAAAUCGACGUGGCUGUCGUGCAGAUUUGUGGUGAAAACAAACAGAAAGUGGAAGAAGCUGAAAGCUGGUUGAAAAGUGCAAUUUUAGAUCAACAGUUUGAAAAAAACAUCACAGAUGAGGCUAUCUUUCAUUUUGGUGAAGCAGAGAGUGAAGAACUGUGUGACCUACAAAAGAAACUGAAGAUUGCUCUUUGUUUGGAUGGUGCUUCUAUUCAAAUUUCAGGUUUUAUAAAAGAUGUCUUGACUGCUUAUUCAGCUGUUCUAGACAUGAUCCACCGGGUAAAAGCAGCUAAACAGGAAGAGAUCAGUGCAGGACUUUUGCAAAACUUAAUUGAGUGGAAAUAUUUUAAAAACGAUUCCUACGUGCCCUUCGACAGUCGCACAAACAUGCGCUUGGAAGAUGCUUUUGUGAGGAAGCAGGAUGAUGUUUCAGUCUUAAUUGGUGGGAAAAAAUACACAGUGAAUAUAGAAGCUAAGCAGGCUGUGAAUGACAAAGGAAAAUGUAUCUCCAUCAUACGUGUGGAUAAAGCUGAAGAUCAAGAGUCAACAAUGCUCCCUGCAACGUGGGAUGAUAUGCAAAACCAGCAACUCAAACUAGUGGAACUAAGACCAGAAAUGAGCGAAUAUAAAGAUGUGCAGGAAAGGUUUCUGAAGACAUGUCAGUCAUUUAAAAUUGAAAAGAUUGAAAGGGUACAGAACCCAUAUUUUUGGAAGGCCUACCAAAUAAAAAAGCGUGAAAUGGAUAGCAAAAACGGUAACAGGAAUAACGAGAAAUUUCUGUUUCAUGGGACAAGUAAGGAGUCAUUAACCUUAAUUAACAACCGUGGAUUUAACCGGAGCUACGCUGGGAUGCACGCUGCCAACUAUGGAAAUGGAACGUACUUUGCUGUCGACGCUGCCUAUUCUGCCCAUGAUGUCUACUCCAAACCUGAUGCCAAUGGGAAGAAGUACAUGUACAUGGCUCGAGUCCUUGUUGGGGAAUAUUCUCAGGGGACAAAAGGAUCAAUUACUCCAGCAGCAAAAAAUCCUAGUAACUCCAUAGAUCUGUUUGAUAGUUCAACCGAUAAUGUAAACCAGCCAACCAUGUUUAUCAUAUUUAAUGACAUCCAAGCGUACCCAGAAUACCUUAUCACUUUCACUAAAUAAGCAUUUUGAUUGUAGCCAGGAUGGCAUGUCUUUCAGUCUUUGUGUAGGACAGAAGCACUUGUAACAAAAUACGCAAUGAAAACAAAAGGUUUAAUCACAUUAAUUUCUUAAAGCCUGGUUACAUUGAAGCAACCUCUGGCAAUUUUUGAUAGCACUAAAAUAGAUUGCUUGUUUGCACUCAGAGUAGCUGAGUGUAUUUAACACUUGAAUUUGAUAUUCUAGUGAAAACUGCUGUUAGAUUAUGUAUCAAGCCUUAAUAUUUUAUUAGCCUUUCCAUGCAGCCUUAUGGCCAUCCUAGUUGCAAUAGAAGGUGGGAAGUGCUGGCAGACAAUUGGAAGGGAUCUUCUUUCAGCUGCUGACCACUUGAUGUUGCAUUUCUGAUGGCUUUUUACUCUCUGUAAAUGACAGUUUACAUUGUGAAUUAUGAUAUAGUCAUUUUCAAUAAACUAAUUGUAGUUAA